AUGAUAAAGAAGGUCCAGAUCGUCCCAGCGCACUGCGCUGGUAACCAAGAUGAGAACACAACGUUGGCUGGUCCUGACAUCGCAGUGUGGCCCCGGCCUUUCUUCAGGCUUCUGAACCUGCGCAAGCUGGGUCUGAGCGACAAUGAAAUCCAGAGACUUCCCCCUGAGGUUGCCAACUUCAUGCAGCUGGUGGAACUGGACAUCUCCCGUAACGACAUUCCAGAAAUUCCCGAGAGCAUCAAAUUCUGCAAAUCCUUGGAAAUCGCGGACUUCAGUGGGAAUCCUCUCUCCAGGCUUCCGGAGGGCUUCACACAACUUCGGAGCCUGGGCCAUUUGGCCUUGAAUGAUGUGUCCCUGCAGAGCCUCCCCAAUGACAUUGGGAAUUUGGCAAACCUGGUGACUUUGGAGCUACGUGAGAACCUGCUAAAGACUCUCCCCACUUCGCUCUCCUUCCUUGUCAAGUUAGAACAGUUGGAUCUUGGUGGAAAUGACCUGGAAGUACUGCCAGAUACUCUGGGAGCGCUACCAAACCUACGUGAGCUUUGGCUAGACCGGAACCAGCUCUCAGCCCUGCCUCCAGAGCUGGGCAAUCUCCGCCGCUUGGUCUGCCUCGACGUGUCAGAGAACAAGCUGGAGCAGUUGCCCAACGAAGUCAGUGGGCUAGUAGCACUGACGGAUUUGCUGCUGUCCCAGAACCUGUUGGAAUGCAUUCCGGAUGGGAUUGGUCAGCUGAAGCAGCUCUCCAUCCUCAAGGUGGACCAGAAUCGUCUGACAGAGGUGACAGAGUCAAUUGGGGACUGUGAAAAUCUGUCAGAACUCAUCUUGACAGAGAACAUGCUGACGGCCUUACCAAAGUCCCUUGGCAAGCUGGCCAAGCUGACGAACCUGAAUGUGGAUCGGAACCGGCUAACGUCCCUUCCAGCUGAGAUUGGAGGCUGUGCCAAUCUGAACGUGCUGUCCUUGCGAGACAAUCGCCUGGCCCUCCUGCCGCCAGAGCUCGCCAACACCACUGAGCUCCACGUCCUGGAUGUGGCUGGGAACAGACUGCAGAACCUGCCAUUUGCUUUGACAAACCUUAACCUGAAAGCCCUGUGGCUGGCAGAAAAUCAGUCCCAGCCCAUGCUGAAAUUCCAAACGGAGAAUGAUGAAAAGACAGGAGAAAAAGUUCUCACUUGUUACCUGCUUCCCCAGCAGCCCUCUCCUAGCCUAGAGAAUCUUUUGCAGAACAGUGUGGAUGAGAGCUGGACGGACACCAAUUUAAACAGAGUCAGUGUGAUUCAGUUCCUGGAUGAACCCAAAGUAGAUGAUGAAGAGGAGUCUGGAGCUGAGAGACGGGGCUUACAGCGCAGAGCGACCCCUCAUCCCAGUGAACUGAAGGUUAUGAAGAAGGUGAUUGAAGUUCGGCGCAAUGAGGUACAUGCUGCAAAGCCCGACACGGACCCGAAUUCUCCUAACUCAGAAGAGAAGAGGCUGAGCGCCAUGUCAAAUCGCAGCGAGGACUCCCACCUUUCCAACAGCACUGCCUCUGCUGACUUUAGGGGAGAGGAGCAGGGAGAGGAUGGAGAGAGGAACUGGCCCAAUGGGCAGCGCAAGGAAGCCGCUGACCAGGAAGAGGAAGAUGUGGAACCCACUGUACACUUUGCUGAGGACACGCUCAUACGGAGCGAGGAUGAGGAUGAAGAUGAAGAGCGGCCCUUCCCAGUGGAGAAACAGAGGCUUAUCCGCAAGGACACACCCCAUUAUAAGAAACACUUUAAGAUAACCAAACUGCCCAAGCCAGAGGCAGUGGUGGCACUCCUGCAGGGGUUGAACAGUGAUGGAGUCCCCAAAGAGGAAGAGGAGUUGGGAGGCUGCAAUAACAACACAGAGCACGAGGAUCAGGAGGAAACGUGGGAUGAGGAUGACAGAAAGAAUGGAGCUUUGUCUGCUCAGCCAUCAGUGAAGGGGGUGUCGUUUGAUCAAGCCAAUAAUCUGCUGAUUGAACCUGCUCGCAUUGAGGAGGAAGAGUUGACGCUGACUAUCGUGCGGCAGACGGGGGGGCUGGGCAUCAGCAUCGCAGGGGGCAAGGGCUCCACCCCCUAUAAGGGUGACGACGAGGGCAUCUUUAUUUCCCGUGUGUCAGAAGAGGGUCCUGCGGCUCGUGCAGGCGUGCGUGUUGGGGACAAGCUUCUGGAGGUGAACGGCGUGUCCCUGCACUGCGCGGAGCAUCACGUGGCGGUGGAAGCUCUGCGUGGAUCGGGAAGCUCCGUCUCCAUGACGGUUCUGCGGGAGCGGAUGGUAGAGCCGGAGAACGCCAUCACUGUCACACCGCUGCGCCCUGAGGAUGACUACAGCCCUCGUGAGAGGAGAGGUGGUCUACGCUUCCCCGAGCGACCCGAGGGGGCACCUCCCACCGAGAGAUACUCCACCUGCCUCAUGCGCAACGAGAAGGGCCUGGGCUUCAGCAUUGCUGGUGGCAAAGGCUCCACACCCUACCGGGCCGGUGACAUGGGGAUCUUUAUCUCACGGAUUGCAGAGGGUGGUGCAGCCCAUCGGGACGGGAUCCUGCACGUAGGAGAUCGGGUCAUCUCGAUCAAUGGGGUAGACAUGACAGAAGCCAGGCAUGAUCAGGCAGUAGCGCUGCUUACCGCAUCCUCCCCCACCAUCGUGCUGCUGGUAGAGAGAGAGGGUGCAGAGCAGCUCAGCGAGGGAGACUCACCAGGCGUGCCGCGAGUGCGCAUGCACUCCCCGCCGCCGCCUCCCAGCCAUGGGGAGAGCCCGCCGGAGGAGACGCCGUCGCUGCAGAGGAACCAUCUGUCUAAAGGCCUGGAGGAUCAAUAUCCCAUUGAGGAAAUUCAGCUUGUAAAAGCAGGUGGUCCUCUGGGACUCAGCAUCGUAGGAGGCAGUGACCAUUCAAGCCAUCCAUUUGGGAUUCAUGAACCAGGUGUCUUCAUUUCAAAGGUCAUUCCCCGUGGACUGGCUUCUCGCAGUGGGCUCCGUGUGGGGGACAGGAUCUUGGAGGUAAAUAGUAUUGACCUGCGCCACGCUACCCACCAGGAAGCCGUGAACGCCCUGCUCUCCAACACGCAGGAGCUGACUAUGUUAGUGAGGCGAGACCCGCCACCGCCCGGCAUGCAGGAAAUAUGCAUUGAAAAGGCUCCGGGAGAAAAGCUGGGCAUCAGCAUCCGGGGUGGAGCAAAAGGGCAUGCUGGAAAUCCAUUUGAUCCCACUGAUGAAGGCAUCUUCAUUUCGAAGGUGAGCUCCUCCGGGGCUGCGGCCCGGGAUGGCCGUCUGAAGGUGGGAAUGCGGAUCCUGGAGGUGAAUCAUCAGAGUUUGCUGGGAAUGACGCAUACGGAAGCGGUACAGAUACUCCGAAGUGUGGGUGACGCGCUCCUUGUGCUGGUGUGCGAUGGCUUUGAUCCCAAGGCUGCAGCUGCCAUUGAGAUGUCCCCAGGAAUUAUCGCAAACCCUUUCGCAGCUGGUAUUGGGCGCAAGAACAGCCUGGAAAGUAUCUCUUCUAUUGAUCGGGAUUUAAGCCCUGAAGAACUGGAGAUCCUACAGAAGGAGAUGGAAAUGGUGAGAGAAGCAACUCAGUGGGAGAGAGAAGAAAUGGAGAAAGUGAACGUCACCAGUGAACCGCUGAGGCUGGACUAUCGGACCCUGGCUGCGUUGCCCAGCAGUGGCUUACAGAGAGGCAAUCGCGCUCUUGUUCAGUAUAAUAAGGCCAGCUCCAGAAUGGAGGGCGACUGCGCUCUGCUGUCUCUGCCAGUGGCACAGGACAGCCGGGACUCGUACCCCGACACAGCCGCCGGCCCGAUCGUCGGAAGCGUGGCUGGCCGUCCUCAGGACCCCGCGUCACCCGACGAGCGCGCCAGCGGGGCAGAAAAGCCCCGGCUGGACGAGCAGGAUCCCGCGGGUUGCCCCUUGUCCCGGGACCAGAUGCCAGAGACGCCAGAGCAAGAGUGCAUGAUCGACUCCCAGCCCAUCCUCUUCAGCGAGAACCCCUUUGUGGUGGCUAACCGCAGGGGCAAGGCCGCAGGCAAGGCUUGCCUGGGGGGGCCGCCCCUGGGCUACGGCAGGGGGGGAGUGCUGAAGACCAACCUUUACUCCAAGUAUAAACUUCAGGUCAUCCGGCCUCGGUCAGUAGAAAUACCAUUGUCCGAGGCUGACUUGGACCAAAUUAACGUGAUUCACUCGUGCAUGGCGCUUGUUGCAAGUCUCUGCCAUGUGACAGCUGCUGUUGGGCGCAAUGCUAACUCCGCUCUCUCGCGGCUCCUUCGGGCGAGUCUGGGACAGGAAAUUCCAGGCGCGAAACCCCCUAUUCUCCUGGUAAUCAGCAGAUGGAAUCUCCUAGUUCUCUUUGUGACGCUGCUGGCAACCCACAUCAGCCGGUUGGAAGAAAACUGGAAGAUCCUGCAGCAGGCUUCCAUUAACUUCAUUACAUCGCAGGAUGACAGUAAAUCAACCAAGCCAGGCGUCAUUCAGCCUCUUUCCCGAGUGCGACAAAAUGCUGCCUCGCAUAAUUCGGAGGACGGGGACAGCCCCAAUCCCUUCCAGCAACCCGAGCUGUCCUUCAAUAUCCACAACUCUCAAAAGCCACCUUCGCCACCCUCUCCCGACGAGGUCCCCAUCAAUGUCAAGCAAGCGUACAAGACCUUUGCAGCAGUGCCCUUGUCACACCCUCUGCUCGAGACACAGGAAAUACCUGGUCAGACCAGCACAGAGAAUCCCAAAACUGCCCCGGAGGUGAGUUCUGGUGGCUGGAGCUGGGAGUGGGAUGGGGGCUUGCAGAGGAUUCGGGCUUUCGGGGCCGUGGAUGUGGAGGCAGGAGCCCGGCGUGGGCAUGCAGGGGAGGGCUGGGAGGAGGUGCAGAGGACGUGGCUGGGGGGGCAGGUGGCCACACACAGCCCCGGUGGACUGCACAGCCCUGAGCAGAGAUCCUUCCGCGAGAGGCAGAAGUAUUUCGAAAUCGAGGUGAAGCAACAGCAGAUGGAUAAGCCUCCCAAGCGCGUCUCCUUGGUAGGAGAGGAUGACCUGAAGAAAAUGAAAGAGGAGGAAGCUCGAAAACUGCAGCAGAAACGUACCCUUCUGUUGGAGGAAGAGGCGGAAGAGGAUGAGGUGGUAAAACAGGCGCCUGAGAUGAGCACGCAGUCCAGUGUCAUCAUUGAAGGAGUUGAGUACAAGAUUGAGAGACUAAAUGGAAGGAGCAGCCAGUCUCCAGCAACUCGGCCCUCCGAGGUCAAUGAGAACAGCAGCUCCCAAAGGAAUUCACUGGAAGAGGGAAUCAAGCCUGACCAGAGAACCAACUCCAUGUCUGGGUUGAGUCCGUUAUAUCUUGGAGCAGGGGAUCCAGUGGCACCUGUGCGGACAGCCAAAGCUGAACGGCGACACCAGGAGCGAUUGCGAAUGCAGAGUCCUGAGCUGCUGAGUGGCCAAGAGAAGGAACUUUCUCCAGCAGAACGUCGUGCUCUGGAGGCGGAGAAGCGAGCAAUGUGGAGGGCAGCACGGAUGAAAUCGCUCGAACAGGAUGCUCUUAAAGCCCAGAUGGUUAUUGCCAAGUCCAAGGAGGGGAAAAAACGCAGCACGCUGGAGCAGCUGGCAGAGUCACCUUCACCUGUUCCGACCCCAUCGCCAACACCGCUGGAAGAUUGCAGUCCCAGAAACGUCACUUCACCGGGAAGGCUGUCACCUGAUGCAGCUGAUGACCUCAGAUACGUAGAUGACAGAAAUAACUCAGAGGAGAUGUUAGUAACACGUGAGUCAUCAACACCUACGUCGUCGGCGCUUGAAGAAAUGGCCCUGUACAGCAGCAAACGCAAACUUCGACACAGCCGGCGCAGUUUGGAGACUGCUGUCCCUACGUAG
Messenger RNA from Charadrius vociferus (killdeer), 5844 nucleotides. It is a transcript of the gene SCRIB, whose product is annotated as scribbled planar cell polarity protein. The coding region runs from base 1 to 5844 and encodes 1947 amino acids. The record is from RefSeq and is a predicted model, not a curated record. Gene Ontology annotation, molecular function: protein binding. Gene Ontology annotation, cellular component: postsynaptic membrane; adherens junction; postsynaptic density. Gene Ontology annotation, biological process: neurotransmitter receptor transport postsynaptic membrane to endosome; neurotransmitter receptor transport, endosome to postsynaptic membrane. The transcript has 46 exons. NCBI's taxonomy places the organism in Eukaryota, Metazoa, Chordata, Aves, Charadriiformes, Charadriidae.